UCGAGGGUGAGUCCAUGUGCGUGAUUCCUGGAAUGUGUGCAUUUAAUGUUUUGAUUAUUUUGUCGAAUUAAAUAUUUUAAUUGAUAGCUUGAAUUGUGAUUAUUGAAAAUUAUCGUGCUAACGUCAAGUGCAAUAGUGUUCAGUUAUGUUUUUCGGCUUACGGAUGUAUUUGGUGUUUUAUUCCACGGAAAGUGUGUUUGGUUCCGGAGAAAAUUGAUGUAGAUCAUGGCAUUUCAUGAUUUUAGAGUGCUCAGAACGAUGAAUGUAGCAGCCAGCUUAAUACAGAUUUUUGUUCUAGUGUAUUUAGUUUAAUGGCCGAAGCCUUUAUAAUUCCAGUGUCAAAAAAUAUUUACCCAAACUAUUACUUAUGAGGGCUGCUGACAAGUUAUUCCUUAAUUAUUUUUACAAAAUGGAAGAAAAAGAAAGAUCAGUUUUGAAUCCCUAUUCUUCGUUAUCCAACUCGGGUUUUUUAAGGCUGCUUAGUUUUGUUUGUUUACACGUUGUGCUGUUAUUUUUAGUUCCUGUUACAUUAGCUGAUCCUUUACAAGCUCCUAGGUUUAUCACGCAACCCUCCUCAUCUAGUAAUAUUGUCAUUGAAGGACGAACGAAAAUCUUACAAUGUCAAGCUUUAGGAAACCCUAUACCCGUGUACCGGUGGCUCAAGGACGGUCGGGAGAUAGGCGAUUAUACUUCCGAAUACUAUCACAGAAUACAAAAUACCAAAAAAGAAGAUGGUGGCUCGUAUCAGUGCAUUGCAAAAAACGAUGUCGGCUCCAUUCUCAGUCAGAAAGUCGACGUCUCUGUUGCCUAUAUGGGAGCAUUCGAAGACCAGACUGAAAAAUCUGUCACCGUCCAAACGGGUCACGCAGCCGUCCUAGAACUACCUCCAAUCGAAAGUUACCCUCCACCCUUAGUUAUGUGGCAAGUAGAUGAUGGAAAUACAAUUUUCGGCCGCAAGUUUUUUGUUACCACCUCUCACCAACUCGUCGUUCUUGCUUGCUCAAAAGAUGAUCAAAAAGCAUACAGGGCUCGUGCAACAAAUACUCAACUUGGAAAAGAGGAAGAUAGUGCAUACAUAAGAUUAAUUGUGACAGGAUCAGAAACAUUGACGGAAGUAGCUCCAGAGAUCGUUAUCAAACCAGUUGAUACUCAUAUUAUCAGAGGACAGCAAAUAAUUGAACUUCAGUGCAUUGCCAAUGCUUGGCCUCUUCAUGAACUGGAAACUCUGUGGUUUAAGGAUGGCAUUCCUGUCGAAAACACUGCAAUAGCCUACAACUUCAAUGACCCAUGGAAUAGAACUUUAUCUCUUCUCUCAGCUAACUUAACACAUACAGGAAAAUAUACUUGUCAAGUUGGUCUUCGAAGUGGCGGAUACCCAACUGUUUCUGCUGAUGCCAAUGUCGUUGUAUUAGAGCCUCCCUCUUUUCCUGGCAGUAGCAAAUUAGAAUAUUUGGGUGAAUUUGGAUCUACUGUUAAUCUACCUUGUGAAGCCCUAGGAGUCCCCACUCCGAACAUUACUUGGCUCAGAAAUGCUGCUGACAUCACAAAAAUAACAAAUCACAACAGGUAUACAAUUGAAGAGGAUGGGGCUUUAGUCAUAAAAAAGUUGAGAAUGGAAGAUAGUGGCAUGUUUCAAUGUGUAGCUAGUAACGAGGCUGGCUCUGAAUCUAUCAACACUUGGCUGAAAGUUAAAACAUCCGCUCCGAUAAUGGAAGUACCACCACAAAAUAUCACCGUUCUUGAUGGCAAAGAUGCAGUUUUAACUUGCCGUGUCGCCGGUGCUCCAAUACCAAACACAACAUGGAUUUAUGAAGAUCAUCAGCCUGUUGACUCUAAUGGCCGUUUUCAAAUUCUGGAGCAGGGUGACUUAUUAAUUGCUGCUGUACGAGAACAAGACUCAGGGAAAUACACAUGCCUACGGGCCAAUGAGGCAGGCAAAGUGGAAGCUAGUUCGUUUGUCAGUGUUUUAGUUCGUACUCAAAUCAUUCAGCCUCCUGUCGAUACCAGAGUGCUUCUUGGUCAUACCGCCACUAUGCAGUGCAAAGUCUCCAGCGAUCCUUCAGUGCCUUACCAGAUUGAUUGGUUUUAUAAUGGACAAUUGGUAACAGCUGGCUCCCCACCUCGUAUAACAGUUUCGGGCGAUGGUACUCUUGAAAUAACUGGAGUACGAGCAUCUGAUGUUGGAGAUUAUGUCUGUGCACUUUUAUCUCCAGGAGGAAAUGAAACAAGAACGGCAAGAUUGAAUGUCAUUGAACUUCCUUUUGCACCAUUAAACGUUAAAGCCUCCAAAAUUGAUCCAAGAGGGGUUAAUGUCUCAUGGACUCCCGGUUUUGAUGGAAAUAGCCCUAUUUUGAAAUUCAUCGUCCAGAGACGUGAAGUUUCUGAGCUUGGACCCAUUCCAGAUGUUUUCUUGAGUUGGAUGACUGAAUUGAGCAAUGUCUCCGCGGACAGCCGCUGGAUUAUGUUGCAACAGUUAAAAGCAGCCACAACGUAUCAAUUUCGAGUCAGUGCUGUGAACAGCGUUGGAGAAGGUCCACCAUCCGAUCCAAGUAAUGUUGUUAAACUACCGCAAGAACCACCAUCUGGUCCACCGAUUGGCUUUUUGGGAUCUGCUCGUUCUUCAUCAGAGAUUAUUACUCAAUGGCAACCACCUUUAGAAGAGCAUCGUAAUGGCCAAAUUCUUGGAUACGUCAUACGCUACAAGCUAUUUGGUUAUAAUGAGAGCCCAUGGAAUCUGCAAAAUGUGACUAACGAGGCUCAAAGAAACUUUCUAAUUCAAGACUUAAUUACAUGGAAAGAUUACAUCUUACAGAUAGCUGCAUACAAUAAUAAAGGGAUUGGGGUUUUUAGUGAUGGUCUCAAGAUAAAAACACGCGAGGGAGUGCCAGAAGCAGCACCAACAAGUAUCAAAGCAAAAGCUGUGAAUUCAACAAGCAUUGAAGUCUGGUGGAAACCUCCAAACCCUCAAAAAAUCAACGGAAUAAAUCAGGGAUACAAAAUUCAAGCGUGGAUUAAUGAGACUUUGAAUCAUGUGAUGAAUGUUCCCCCGAGUCUAUUUGACCCACUGGCCCAGCAAAUGGCAAUCAUAUCAGGUUUAGACAAGUACACACUCUACAAUAUCACAGUGCUAUGUUUCACAGAUCCAGGAGAUGGGCCUUCGAGUGUUCCUGUACAAGUUCGCACAGAGGAAGAUGUUCCCGACGAAGUUGGUAGUUUACAAUUUGAUGAAGUUUCAGAUCGAGCAGUGACCGUCAUCUGGACACCGCCGAAACAUAUUAAUGGUGUCCUGAAAGGAUACACAUUGUCAUACAUGAUUAAGGACAAGCCAGACACAUUACGAACUGAAAAUCUGAAUAGCACUACCCUUAAGGUCAACAUCAAAAAUUUACAGGCAACCACACAUUACCGAUUUGAAAUUUCUGCAACAACCCGAGUAGGUUCAGGCCCCAUCCGUGCAGCAGUCAUCCAAUCAGGCAUAGAACCUGUUCUCCCACAUCCUCCCACUAAGCUUGCUCUCACAAAUAUUGAAGCAUUUUCGGUUGUAGUUCAGUUCACGCCUGGUUUUGAUGGAAACUCCUCCAUAGCAAAAUGGAUUGUAGAAGCACAAACAGCCAGGAACACAACCUGGUUCCCUAUAUUUGAAGUAUCCAGUCCGGACGCAACUACGUUGACCGUUGUUGGACUCAGCCCAUUCACCAUGUACAGAUUAAGAAUCAUAGCAAGUAAUGUUGUUGGGAUGUCUGAGCCAUCAGAGCCAACAAAAGAAUUUCAGACAAUCCAAGCACCGCCAUCUCAUCCGCCAAGAAAUGUAACUGUUAGAGCAAUGUCAGCCACUGAAUUGAGGGUUAGAUGGAUCCCCCUCCAGCAAAUAGAUUGGUAUGGAAAUGCCCGGGGUUACAAUAUAACGUAUAAAAAUACCAAAAAUAACCGUGUAUUGAGCAUCAGCAUUGAGGAUCAUACUACAAACAGUCAUGUGCUCGAUAACCUUGAGGAAUUCACAAGGUAUGAGAUAACUAUGUAUGCCUUUAAUGAUGUCGGGUCAUCCUCACCAAGUAGUCUGGCUGCUGAAACAACAAGAGAGUCGACUCCUUCAUUUGGACCACUUGGUGUUGGAGCUAAUGCCACUUCAUCCACAACAAUUGUUGUUCGUUGGGGUGAGGUACCAAUGGAGCAUUGCAACGGAGUGCUGGAAGGCUAUAAGGUUUAUUAUGCUGUCGGUGCAAGGUCUCAGUCUCCAGCUCAGUUCAAAGAUAUCCCCAACAACUCUACCUACACAACUACCCUAACCGAACUCCGAAAGUACGUUAUCUACAAUAUUCAAGUUUUGGCUUACACUCGUUUGGGUGAUGGGGUCCUGUCAACUCCGCCCGUUCGAGUUCAGACUUUUGAAGAUGCUCCUGGUGUGCCAUCAAAUGUCUCCUUCCCAGAUGUUUCUCUGACAACUGCACGGAUAAUUUGGGACGUCCCGAAAGAGCCCAACGGGGAGAUUCUAGCUUAUCGAGUCAAUUAUCAUUUGCAUGCAACUGGCAACUUGAAUUUCUCCAGGGAGUUCCCACCAUCCGACAGAACAUUCAGGGCCACAGAGUUAGAGCCAGAGCAAUAUUACAUGUUUUCUGUUACAGCUCAAACAAGAAUGGGUUGGGGGAAAACAGCUCUCGCUUUAGUCUACACGACAAACAACAGAGAGAGACCUCAACCGCCGAGUGCUCCUAAAGUGAGCCUCAGUCAAAUUCAAGCCACGCAAAUCACGUUCAACUGGACGCCAGGUCUUGACGGGUAUGCUCCUUUGAGGUACUACUCCAUUCAAAAAUCAGAAAAUUCAGGCCCGUGGACGACAGUCCCAGAAAAGAUUGAUCCUACUUUGACAUCCUACACUGCCACAGACCUAAAGCCGUUCACCCCUUAUAGAUUCAGGAUUGAAGCAAUGAAUGAUAUGGGCUCCAGUGGGUGGAGCCAAGAGUCAGCCCCUGCUCGAACUUUACCUGCUGCUCCAAGUCAAGGCGUUACCAAUGUCCGUGUCGUCCCCAUCACAACAACUAGUGUGCGUGUUCACUGGGAUACGAUCAAAGAACAGUAUUGGAGUGGAGAUCAUGCAACUGGAGGUUAUCGAAUUGUAUUUCAGCCAAUCUCAGACUUCCCCACAACUCUAAGAACAACUCCAAAACAGGAAGUUCAGGGAAUACAGGUUUCAGAAGUGAUUCUGACAGACUUAUCAAGGGACCGUAAUUAUGAAAUUAUUGUCGUACCAUUCAACUCACAAGGAAGCGGGCCACCAAGCCCUCCUGUCGCAGUCUACGUUGGUGAAGCUGUUCCAACUGGAGAGCCGAGAGAGGUUGAGGCAUUGUCUGUUUCAGCUACGGAAGUCCGAUUGAAAUGGUUACCGCCUCAACAAAGCCAGCAGAAUGGUGAUCUCCUUGGCUACAAGAUUUUUUAUCUUGUCACUGAAUCACCGCAAGAACUCUCCGCUGAGGACAAAAUAGAGGAAGAGACUGAAGUUGUACCGGCCUCAUUUACCUCUCACAGUCUCGUUUUCCUCGACAAAUACACUCAGUAUCGAAUUCAAAUUCUUGCGUUUAACCCAGCGGGAGAUGGACCUAGAUCAUUGCCAGUUAUUGUCAAAACACAACAGGGCUUGCCUGGACCUCCAAGGAAUUUAAGAUUUUCCGAGAUAACAAUGAGUGGUUUGCGUGUUUCUUGGGAUCCUCCGAAGAAAAGGAAUGGUGAAUUGCUGGGCUAUCUUGUAACGUAUGAAACAGCAGAGCAAAAUGAAAAGUUCAGCAAGCAGGUAAAACAAAAAGUAACGGAAACAAGUUUAAAAUUAACAACUCUGGAAGAAAGAGUGUCGUAUACAUUCAGCGUUCGAGCCCAGACUAUUGACUAUGGUCCAGCAGUCAAGGACAAUGUCACAACAGGUCCUCAAGAGGGCUCUCCAACCAGUCCACAAAAUUUAGUCAUCAUGAAAAUGGAAUACGAUUCUGCUGUGAAAUUAAAAUGGACCAAUGGGCCAUCUGGGCAAGGUCCCAUCCUCGGUUAUCAUUUCCAAUAUAGGCCGAAUGUUUUGGAAGAUUGGCAAGAUCAUGAUACACGAUGGACAACUGCUGUGCAAACAACCAAUGGCCCGUUAGAGGAGUAUACAAUCUUGUAUGAAACAUUUGUUCCUUCGACAGUCUGUCAUCUCCGUGUAAUAGCGUACAACAAGUACGGAAUCAGUUACCCUGCUACCUAUGAAAAUCCUAUUAUUAUUCCAACAAGAUUCUCCUACAGUUAUGUUCAACGAGAGCCUUUCCACCGACAGACAUGGUUUAUGGUUGCUUUAGCUGCUGCCUCUAUUGUCAUAAUCAUCAUGGUGAUUGCUAUUCUGUGUGUCAAAAGCAAAAGUCACAAAUACAAACAAGAAGCCCAGAAGACAUUAGAAGAGUCCAUGGCGAUGGAUAUUGAUGAUCGUCAGCAACUUGCGUUGGAGUUGUACCGGUCAAGACAUGCUGGUGGGGCUAGUAUUAGUGGAACUCUGAGUAAGAGAGGAACUUUAGCACGCAAGUCUAUGGUACAUCCAGGGCCUCAUCCAAUGCUGGGUAAAUCUCCACCAAGACCAUCCCCGGCCUCCGUUGCUUAUCAUAGCGAUGAGGAAAGUCUAAAAGGAUAUGAUGAGAACCCUGAUGACAGUUCCGUAACGGAGAAACCAUCAGAAAUCAGCUCAACUGACUCACAGGGAUCCGAAAGUGAAAAUGAGAGUGUCUGCUCAGACCCUCAUUCGUUUGUGAAUCACUACGCAAAUGUAAAUGACUCUUUGCGACAGUCAUGGAAGCGACAGAAACCUGUUCGUAAUUAUUCAAGCUACACCGACUCCGAGCCAGAGGGUAGUACAGUUGUUAGUUUAAAUGGUGGACAAAUCAUCAUGAAUAACAUGGCCCGAUCUCGUGCGCCAUUACCAGGGUUUUCUUCUUUCGUUUAAAAGAGGAGCUUUUAUCAAAUGACUUAUUUUUUUGAAGACUGUUUUAUGUAUUAGAUUUUUUUUUAAAAUAAUUAUAAAGACCUGAGCCAAUAUGUCUUUAAAUUAGAUCUCCUAAUAUUUUUGUUGUCGAGUGUCUCUUUUUUUUCUUCUCUUUCGUCUCGAAAUUUUGAAAUGAAAGCUCAUAGGUAAAUCUGUUAAAGAGGUAAAGCUUUGUUUAGUUUUAAUUUCACACUGCAAAUUUAUAGAACUGAGAACAAUUUAUUAAUCAACAGUUAAUCUAUCUUCCACUUUUCUCAUAUCUAGCGAGACUAAUUUCCAAAUGACAUCAAAACCAACUCAAAAGUUAGAUAAGUUAGAUCGAAAGAGGUCACAUUGUUUGGACUUAUCUAUUUGGGACCUCUGAUGUACAAAUUCUGUUGGCUCAGGUCCAAAAGCAUUACUGGGCCCAGGAUUUUUUUAUUUUUAGUACUUUUAUUUUCGUCCCCCUCCCUUUAUUUUUGUUGCUAAAUAUGGCCCAGUAUUUACACUUGAAAUUGCCAUCCAAGAAAUACUUUUUUAAAAUUUUUACAAAAAUGUCUCAGUCCAUUUUUACUUUAUUGACUUGUUCAUAACUCUUAAUUUUACUCAGUAUUUUUUUUAUUUUUUCCAAACGCUAUGAUUGCUUAAUGUGUAUUUAGUAGUUAUUAGCAGUUUUUCCAUCUGUGAUCAGACUGUAAAUACGUAAUUUUAGAAGCUACAGAAGCUAAUUUAGUAUUCAUUAUCUUUAAAUGAAAGACUGUUCCUUAUGCAGGAUUUUCUUCCCUGUAAAUUGUCUAGGAUAACUAGUUCUAUUAGAUGUAAUGACUUUCUGAAAAUUAAGGCUUUCUAAUGGUCUUUGUAUGCUUUAUUUUGAUGGGAAUCUAAAAACUACUUCAUGCUUGAUCACGCUUCCUCAUUCCAUCGUCGAUCAACAAGUUCAUUUUCAAUUAUAAUUUGUAGUCUUUAAAUAAUUUUGAGGCAUUCUUCAAUGAAAAUGCCACUUGAGGGAAGUUUAUUUUGCAAUUCUAAGUCACUAGAGAUUUUUUUUUGUUAUUAAUGGUUUCUCUGUAGUUUGAUGUUCUUUUAGCUCUUUCAGCUAUUAGUAACUCUUUCUCUGUUGAGUUGAUCUCAUGGCUAGCUUUAUCAUUUACCCGCGAGGCAAUAACUAUCAUUGAAUUGAAAGAAAAAGAUGAAUUUUUCUUUCCCUUCCCCUCCUCAAUUACAUUUUUUUAUUAUCUACCUCCUCUGUAUUCAUUACAAGUAUUUGAAGACCCAAGGAAUGUGUAUAUUAUCAUUUAUUAAUGCAUUAUACUCGACCAUGAGUCUUUUCCAAUAAAGUCUAUAAUUUUCCUUAUGUCUUUGUCAUUCAUGUAUGCAAUCAAGUGAGAAUUUUCUACGAGGAAAUUUUUAAUGGAAUUUUAAUGUGUAGUUGUAGAAUUCAUUAGGAAGUUAUGCAAAACAACUGUUUGAAAAGUGUAUCACUACUUACAUAGAACAUUUUUAGAUUCUUAUGAAAUUUUUGCUUAAAUUUUUAGAAUUUGCACACUCUUCAAAUAAUGACAUCAGAGUGUCUUUUGAUACAUAUCAUCUAAUAGUUGUUCAUGUCUUAUUUAUUUUUGAUAUUUAAACAUAAGGGCUCCUGAGGAAUUUUAUGUAUUUUAUCUUUCAUCAUUCAUUACCUGAAAUUUGUGGUGAAUCAUUUCAUCUUCCAUCUUUUUUGUGAAAUGAGGUAUGCAUUGGCAACCUGAAACACCGAGGAAUUGUAUCUGAACUUUGACAUUGAUUGUUUCUCUUUUCAAAAUUUUUUUGAUGCAAUUUUUUGAAUUUUGAAUUUUCUUUGCAUUUUACUAGAUCAGUGUCUGCGCGCAUGCCUAACUUGGGCUAAUACUUGAAAGAAUCUCUGUUUAGUAGUACAGUGGGUCUGUUGCAUGCAAGAGAUGCAGUCAAGUGAACAGACUUUUUAUGGGUAAAACCUGAGGAAAAUAACAAAGACUCAUAAAAAAAAUCCAAAUCCCCCUCUUGGCGUGUAAUAUAUGUAGUUUGUAUUGCCAAGUAAUAAUUCACCUAAUCACUCUCUCAUUGACUACCUUCCUUUAUUUUAUUAUUGCCUGCAUAUUUCUACAUCAACAUAAUGGUUUCCAAUUAUUAAAUAGCCCCUGUCAAGAGUUUUUUUACCCACCCAUUUGCAUGAAAUCAUUUUAUUUUUGAAGACUAUCGCCCUGUAAUGAAUUCGAAGUUUUAUUUUCGAUCGCCUCGUAGUGACCUAUUAAAUAGCCCCUGUCAAGAGUUUUUUUACUCACCCAUUUGCAUGAAAUUAUUUUAUUUUUGAAGACUAUCGCCCUGUAAUGAAGUCGAAGUUUUAUUUUCGAUCGCCUCGUAGUGACCACCAUAAUUGUGCUGUAUAAAUUUUCUUUUAUUAUUGUAAAUAUGUAUGUAACUUGUACAAAGAAGCUGUAAAUGUAGUUUCCCUGCUUGUGACCCUUAAAGCCGUAGAUAAGCUCAAGUUGCGAGAUUGAAAUGUCACGCCCUGAAUCUAGAUCAAUCUGUCGCUCCCCUGCUCUACUACUAUUUUCCUUGUGUUCACUUUUCCAACAAUCAUAGCGCAUUACUAUGAUCUAUGGUCCCUCGUUUCAACACAGCUAAUACCUCUGAUUGAUGUGUAGACUCUUUAGGGGUUAACGAAGAGGUUAAGAGACCAAAAUACUUAUUUUUUUUUUGGCAGAUUGCUUUAUGAAGAUGGAUUGAUGUAGAAUAAAUUGGUGCAAUAAUGUCAUGCUCUCUGUAUAAACUGUUUGUAAUCUAUAUUUUAUUCAUUAAUGGUUGCUUAUUUAGCCCAGAAAAUACUCCAAAAUUGCAUUACUUGACAAAAAAAUUCGGAAUUUUCAUAAAAAAUCAGCAACCUAACUUUUUACUUUAAAAGAUAUGAAAUAACCAAACAUUUAUUCUAGAUCUCAUCUCAUAAGUAAUACAGUUUAGAUUCUACAAAGACUUGUAAACAAGUACUUGUGAAAAGGAAGGAAGGAUAAUACUUGUGUUAAAUGAUUUUCUUUAUGUAGAUAAUUUGUCAUAUGUCUCUCGUUUGCUGCUCAUCACCUAAGCACUUAUACUAAAUUCAAAAUGUAUUUUGUAGUCAAUUAUGCUGUAAUGAGAAGUUAGGUAGAUUAAAAAUUGUCAACAAUAAGAUCAAAACCUUAAUUAGUUUCAUGAAUCUUCCAAUGUUUUCAAAUUUUUGUCUUGAAAAGUGCCUAUAAUAAUACUUGUUUAAAAAUUAAGAAUUCUUUUUUUUACCUUAUACUAAUGUAAAGUUUUUUUAAUCAUAUUUUGGUUUUUAAGUUUUCAUGCACAUGUAUGACUCUACUUGAUUUCGCUUUCAUGUAGUAGGGCUGAGAUUAUUUUUUCAUCGUAAAUGUACCAAUUUUAACCUGCCAUUACACAAGCAUUAGUGGAACAUAUGACUAUCAAUGACAUUGCCAAUGAAAAGUCUGUUGCUAAAAUUGGAAUAAUUUUUUCUGAAAAAUUCCUGUGUUUAAGCACUGUACCUUUAUUUGGCUAGUUCCAUGCAUGUUCUCAACAAGUUUUUUCAACUCAUCGUCAGUCUCACUCCCUGCUUGCAUUAUUGACCAAAAGUCCAUGUAAUAAGGGAUGAAGAGAUCCAAUUAUUCGUUUGAAGAUUGAUUUAAUAAACAAGAAAGAUUUAAGGGAAUUGCCCAAUUUCCUCAAGCCAUUUCCUUUAGCCCCAGGACUAUAAAGUGAAUUUUUUUCAGCACUAUCACAGAUUCA
This is a messenger RNA of Bemisia tabaci, 10750 nucleotides long. It is a transcript of the gene sdk, whose product is annotated as sidekick cell adhesion molecule. Lineage: Eukaryota; Metazoa; Arthropoda; Insecta; Hemiptera; Aleyrodidae. Gene Ontology annotation, biological process: cell-cell adhesion. Gene Ontology annotation, molecular function: protein binding. The record is from RefSeq and is a predicted model, not a curated record.